AUGGCUACACAAGUACCGGGCUUGUCCGAAGCUCACUACUUGGGCUACUUCAUGAAUGGGUUGAUCGACAUUAUCCGAAGCGGUCUUCGAAUCCAUGACCUCGGUAAUCCGUCCAAAGCUAUGGACUUGGCAAGAUUCAUUGAAUCGGAUUUUCUCCUAGGGGAUAUGUCCCGUCCCGAUCUAUUCCUACAAGGUACACGGGUUCUCCGCCUUAUUCUUCCACUUUCUCAUAUCCGCAUUAACCUUCUCCUCGUCCAUAGGUUAGCUCUAUGGGAGAACAUCAAACUCGUCCACCGGAUUGCACCCAAACGGCCAUGA
Molecule: messenger RNA, 318 nt
Organism: Dovyalis caffra
Lineage: Eukaryota; Viridiplantae; Streptophyta; Magnoliopsida; Malpighiales; Salicaceae
Source: the annotation of a GenBank genome assembly